Acaulospora morrowiae is the source of this 624-nucleotide messenger RNA. The record is from the annotation of a GenBank genome assembly. NCBI's taxonomy places the organism in Eukaryota, Fungi, Glomeromycota, Glomeromycetes, Diversisporales, Acaulosporaceae.
GCCCUUCGUCGGGGUCGGUAGUAAGCGCUGCUCUAAAAUACGCAGAAACUCGAAUUCCGUCCUCAUCCUCUUCAACACGAAUUCUUUGUAUCCUAAAUGAUACAGCCAGAAAUUAUGGGAGCACAUUAUUAUCUGAUGAAUGGUUAUUAGAAAAUGAUUUGAUGGACGAAGAAAACAUAAGAAAAAUUGAAUAUCAAAGGAUCGAAAAAUAUCGGGCUGCAAGUGUAGAAGAUUUACAACUCCCUGCCGCAGUAACUGUAUCUCCAAAUUCAGCAUUAUCACACGCAAUAGAAUUAAUGAUGGAACGAGAAUUUUCGCAGCUACCAGUUGUGAACGAAAAUCGUAAAUUACUUGGUUACGUAUCGUUGGCGUCUCUACAAGAUCAUAUUGAUGCGGGCGACGCCUUGCCAUCAGAAAAAAUUGAAAGAUGGAUGUUCACGUUUGGAUCGAAUAAUGGCAGUGAUGGCGGUGAUAAGAAUGGGAGUAAGGGCAGUACAGCAGGAGUAAAACGGAGAAAGAAGUACCAAUUGAUCACCCCAGAUACCCCGCUGAUGGAGUUGGCGAAAUUUUUUGAGAACCAUAGUUUUGCGGUGGUUACUGAUUUCGAAAGGAAAUUUGUGUUGG